GAAACGGACCAAGAUGGCGGCGCCCAGUGAGGGGCAAGCGUUUGCCGCGGGGGUUGAAAAGAAUUGGGGUGCAGUCAUUCGCUCUCCAGAAGGGACCCCACAGAAAAUCCGGCAGCUGAUAGAUGAGGGGAUUGCCCCCGAAGAGGGAGGCGCGGACGCGAAGGACACGUCGGCCACAUUCCAGUCAGCUGAUGGAUCACCCCAGGCAGAACAGCCAUCAUUGGAAUCUACAAGCAAAGAAGCCUUUUUCAGCAGAGUAGAAACAUUUUCUUCUCUGAAAUGGGCAGGUAAGCCCUCUGAGCUGUCUCCUCUUGUCUGUGCAAAAUACGGCUGGGUCACGGUGGAGUGUGACGUGCUCCAGUGCUCCAGCUGUCAUGCUCUUCUCUGUGCAAGUUUGCAGCCAGCUUUUGACUUUGACAGAUAUAAGGAGCGAUGUGCAGAGCUGAAGAAAGCCUUGUGUACUGCCCACGAGAAGUUCUGCUUCUGGCCAGACAGCCCCUCUCCAGAUCGAUUUGGGAUGUUGCCAUUGGACGAGCCUGCUAUUCUUGUUAGUGAAUUCCUAGAUCGUUUUCAAAGCCUUUGUCACUUAGACCUCCAACUUCCCUCCCUGAGGCCAGAGGACUUGAAAAGUAUGUGUUUGACAGAAGAAAAGAUCAGUCUUCUACUACACCUGCUGGAAGAUGAACUCAGUCGCCGAACUGAUGAGAGAAAACCUACAACUAAAUUAGGCUCAGACAUCCAAGUCCACGUCACUGCCUGUAUUCUGUCUGUGUGUGGCUGGGCGUGCAGUUCUUCUUUGGAACCCCUGCAGCUCUCCCUGAUAACAUGUUCACAGUGCAUGAGGAAGGUAGGGCUCUGGGGCUUCCAGCAGAUUGAGUCGACCAUGACAGACCUGGAUGCAUCCUUUGGCCUGACCAGCUCCCCCAUCCCAGGCUCUGAGGGGCGGCCAGAGCGCUUCCCUCUAGUGCCUGAAUCUCCUCGCAGGAUGAUGACUCGGAGCCAGGACGCCACGUUUUCCCCAGGCUCAGAGCAGGCUGAAAAAAGCCCAGGUCCCAUUGUCUCCCGAACUCGGAGCUGGGACUCUUCCAGUCCUGUUGACCGUCCAGAGCUGGAGACGGCUAGCCCCACAACCAGAACCCGACCGGUGACCCGAAGCAUGGGAACAGGGGAUACCAGUGGCCUGGAAGUACCUUCUAGCCCUCUUCGGAAAGCCAAACGAGCUCGCCUGUGCUCUUCCAGCAGCUCGGACACAUUUUCUCGAAGCUUCUUUGAUCCCAUCUCUCAGCAUAGAGACUGGUGCCCUUGGGUGAAUAUCAGUCUUGGCAAAGAAACCAGGGAGAAUGGUGGAACUGAACUUGCUGCCAGCACCCCAGCAGAGGCGGGCUGGAAGGCAGUGCUGACCGUCCUGCUGGCCCACAAGCAGUCUCACCAGCCCGUGGAGACAGACUCCAUGAGUCUCUCUGAGAAGUCAAGGAAAGUAUUCCGAAUAUUCCGGCAGUGGGAAUCUUUAUGCUCACCCUGAAGACCUCCAACCCUUUCCUGGAAAGAAAUGGCACAAGAGUGACUUGUUGGCAAAUAAAGUCUGAAUUCCUUUUGGCCAGCUGAUCGAAAGUUUUCUCCAUCCUGGUUUAAUCAUAAGAAGACCCUGGUGUUGCUAAGCAGUGAGUGCCCGCCCUCCCUCUGUAUUUGACCGAGAGGAGACCGUUUCCGGGUUGGGAUGUGAACAGUGAGGCACAACAAGCCUGGUUCUGUUAAAGGAGUGCAGGGUUGUGAAACCAAACGGAGGACCAAGGACUUGAGCACGCAUUUCAGUGUCAUUAGCGUGAGGCCAUGUUCAGAGGGCACUUCUAUCCCAGUUGUAUUAACAGAUGUGUUAAUAAAUAUUUGCUAAGAUUCUUA
Molecule: messenger RNA, 1899 nt
Organism: Tupaia belangeri chinensis (Chinese tree shrew)
Lineage: Eukaryota; Metazoa; Chordata; Mammalia; Scandentia; Tupaiidae
Gene: ZC3HC1
Product: zinc finger C3HC-type containing 1
Exons: 10
Coding region: 14-1522 (502 amino acids)
Cellular component (GO): nucleus
Molecular function (GO): zinc ion binding
Source: RefSeq, a predicted model, not a curated record